Molecule: messenger RNA, 1356 nt
Organism: Humulus lupulus (European hop)
Lineage: Eukaryota; Viridiplantae; Streptophyta; Magnoliopsida; Rosales; Cannabaceae
Source: RefSeq, a predicted model, not a curated record
AUUUCACAUUGGAGCGAGCACAAAGAAGAAUGUGAUAGAUUAAAGCAGCAUAUGAAGCACAUUGAUUCGUUGAAUGAAUUUCCUUUUACUUUUUCAAUUCAAGCUACAAUCCAGGUGUGUGAAAAGCGGGAGACAAGGUGCUCAUUAUUGAGAAAAUGGGGCAUCCAUCAACUGGGGAUGUGGUUAUAUGAAUGCCAAUGUGGGACAUCAGUUGCUUCUUUUAGCUGCUCCAGUUUAACGGAUAAUAGUUGGAAUCUUCCAGAUAUCAUGUGCCCAUGUAAUGAGACUGUUUCUUCUCCAUCAAAACAUUUUUGUACUUGGAAAGAGUACUACGAGUGGCGGUACAUCCCCUUAGAUUCACCUGUUGCAUUGCUUCUUCACUGGCCUCUUACAAUCUACCACGCAACUCAAACUGGUCUGGGAAGCCGAAUUUCUGAAACCAAUCAAAAAUUGCACAUACACUAUCUUGCUACUCAUCAUUGGCCUUUGCAUCAGCUCGAUAUCAAAAAUACUUUUUUUCAUGGAGAUCUUCUGGAAGAGGUGUAUAUGGAGCAACCUCCUGGGUUUAUUGCUCAGGGGGAGUCAAGGUCCAGAGAAAGAACUUCUACAGCUUGCUGUCUUUGCAGAGCUGCAUGCACUUUUUCCUGGUAUGGAUGUACACAUAGAGUUUAUUGGACCGGCAGUUCCACAAUGGAUGGUCAGAGUUUCACUCUUCGCAAAUAUGCACGCUGCAUUAGCACAGACUGCUCUUGCAGAUCAACUGAGGAUGUCAGCUGGGGCUUACACACUAGUAAAUCUGCGACAGUAUCUAUGAAACUUCGAAGAGGGUUUUAUCAUGACUGCUACAGAGAUAUAGUAAAGGAUUCAUCUCCUCAUUUGAUCAUUGCUCCAAAUGCUGGGAUUGCUGCAUAUUCAAGUUGGUUACCAACGAUUGAGCUAAUAAAGGAAAUAAACGUCCCAGCUGUUUUUUCUGACUACUGCGAAGAAGCCUGCAAUCUUGGAGCUAGAUACAUAACCAGCAUAACUGGGAGUCCCCUCUCGUUUCCUAUUCAGUUAAAUCCAUUCAGGCAACCAAUGGUGGUCGAGGAUAGUGCUUUGUUUCUUCCUUGCUAUUCGAAUUGCUUCCUCUUUGGAAUGUGAGCAUGUUGUGGGUGCAUGCAAUCUCUGAAAAUUGAUAUUUUUUUUUACACCAUUUUAGAUGAAAGAAAUAAUGGUUUAUUUUUAUUAUCUUUGUUGUUGUUGUUAUUGUUAUUGUUAUUGUUAUUGUUAUUAAUAAAUAGUCUUGAAUAGUUUCUUUAUGCUAGAAUGUUGACCUUUGUUAUUCGGAAUAAUCUCAUCAAUAUCCAAUUUUUUUUU